Acipenser ruthenus (sterlet) is the source of this 2938-nucleotide messenger RNA. RefSeq names its product fibronectin type III and SPRY domain-containing protein 1-like. The coding region runs from base 323 to 1810 and encodes 495 amino acids. Gene Ontology annotation, molecular function: protein binding. Lineage: Eukaryota; Metazoa; Chordata; Actinopteri; Acipenseriformes; Acipenseridae. The transcript has 14 exons. The record is from RefSeq and is a predicted model, not a curated record.
ACAGCAAAAAAGCAGUUUUCACUAUUCACCCUCUCACCCAUUACCCGCCGCCCGCUUCCACCCGCCGCUACCCCAACGAUUCAACAACCAAGAACUACAACUCCCCUCGAACAGGCAGCAAAGAACUGCGCUUCCCAGAAUUCCGCAGCCCGGUGCUGCUGGCCAGGAAGGGCUCGCGCGGCCCCCAUCAUCAGCACCAGCUUUGUGCUGCAGAGGAGGCGGCGGAGCAGCAACAUCCUGGGAACAAAAUCCUGGAUCAACUGCAUGUUCUUCAGCAAAGACGCCCUUCAUACUGUGCCGGAGCAAACAGGGAGACGCGGGGAUGGGCGACCAGAAGGACGGGAUGCAGAAGAUCAUCACCACGCUGGCCGUGAAGAACGAGGAGAUCCAGAACUUCAUUCUGCUGCUGAAACAGAGUCUGCAGAAUAUAGAGGUGAACUCCAGUCAGGCUCAGGCAGAGCUGGAGUCGGAGUUCAGCUCUCUAUACAACGUCCUGGACGAGCUGAAGGACAGCAUGCUGACCAAGAUCAAGCAGGAGAGAGCGAGCAAGACCUAUGAGCUACAGACUCAGCUGAGCGCGUGCACGAAGGCGCUGGAGAGCUCGGAGGAGCUGCUGGAGCUGGCCAAUCAGACACUGUGCACGGCCGAGAGUGACGACUUCAUCCAGGCUGCCAGGCAGAUUAAGGAUAGUGUUACCAUGGCACCCGCGUUCCGCCUGUCUCUCAAGGCCAAGGUCAGCGACAGCAUGAGCCACCUGAUGGUGGACUUCAGCCGGGAAAGAAGCCAACUGAAGAGCCUGUCCUUCCUGCCAGUCCCCGGGACCCCUGUGAUCGAUCUCUCCCAGUGCCUGGUUGCUGAUAACUGCGUGACUGUGGUGUGGAGCGUCCCGGGGGAGGAUGCCAAGAUUGAGCACUUCGACCUGGAGUACCGGCGCACUGACCACGAGGGGGCUCCACGCGGCAGAGAGGAGCACCCCUGGAUGGUGGUGGAGGGGAUCAGAGGGAGCGAGUACACCCUGAGAGGUCAGCGGUUCGACACGCGGUUCAUGACGUUCCGUGUGAAGGCGUGUAACAAGGCCGUGGCGGGAGAAUUCUCCGAGCCCGUUACCCUGGAAACCAGCGCCUUCGUGUUCAAGCUGGACUCUGGCUCCUCUCAUCAGAACCUGCGUGUGGAGGGUCUCAGUGUGGAGUGGGACUCGACGGGGGGGAAGGUGCUGGAGAUGAAGAAGGAGAUGAAGACCCGGCCGGCCUCCCCGCUCAACUCCCCGGCCAGGUCCGCCAUGAUGAUGUCACCCAAGAGAACGCCCAUGGCGCGGGGGAGCCGGGAUCGAUUCACAGCCGAGUCCUACACUGUGCUGGCGGACACUGCGCUGGACUGCGGGCAGCACUACUGGGAGGUGCGUUUCGAUAAGGACAGCAAGGCGUUCGCGGCCGGCCUCGCGCUGCGCUCCCUCGGGAAGUUCGACCAGCUCGGCAAGACCAGCGCCUCCUGGUGUCUGCAUCUGAACAACUGGCUGCAGACCAGCUUCACCGCCAAGCACAACAACAAGGCCAGGAGCCUGGAGGGGCCGGUGCCAGACAGGCUGGGGGUGCACUGCAGCUACGAGGAGGGUCUCCUCUCAUUCUAUAACGCUCACACCAAGCAGCUGCUCCACACCUUCAAGACCAAGUUCACUCAGCCUGUGGUACCGGCCUUCAUGGUGUGGAACGGAAGCUUCUCGGUGCAGACCGGCCUGCAGGUCCCGAGCACCAUCAAGUGUCUCCAGAAACGCAACAGCGGAACCAGCAGCUCCACCGCCAGCCUGACCUAGAACCGGGGAGCGGCGCCUAGAACCGGGGAGCGGCGCCUAGAACCGGGGAGCGGCACCUAGAACCGGGGAGCGGCGCCUAGAGCUUCCCCAAGCGCAUUCCCACUUACAUGAAUGCAGUCGCAAUAUAUCCGAAUAUACCGUGUGCGCACGCAUAUGUGUGUGCGCAUGCGUGUGUGUGCUCGUGUGUUCGUAUGUGUGUGUGCGCUCGUGUGUGUAUGUGUGUGCUUGGGUGUGUGCUUGUAUGUGUGUGUGUGCGCACGCGUGUGUGUGCUUGUGUGUGCGUGUGCUCAUGUGUGUGCUUGUAUGUGUGUGUGUGUGCGUGUGCUCGUGUGUGUGCGCGUGUGUGUGCGCGUGUGCUCGUGCGUGUGUGCUCGUAUGUGUGCUCAUGUGUGUCCUUGUAUGUGUGUGUGUGUGUGUGUGUGCGUGCAUGUGCUUGUAUGUGUGUGCUCGUGCGCGUGCGCGUGUGCUCGUGCUGCACAGGCUGCUAUUGCUGCAUUUUUAAUUAACUUCAUGGGGUUGUUUUUAAUACUGUGGAUGGUGCCACCUGGUGGCUCCUGUACUGGCCCGGGUCUGCAAGUUCUGUAGCGAUGAUGUCACAAUACCCCCAUGAGAGACGGGGAGACAGACAGGUAAUCAGGGAGGCAGUGAGACUAAAUAAACACAUUUAUGAAAUCCUGUGAUCCCAAAAGCUAUAGAUUAUAGAUGGGUUUUUUUUGUAUCAAUAUGAAGUCAUUAAUGUUUACCCUGGAAUCGACACAAGAAACUCUUCCCAGGAGAGUUUCCUCAGCUCAGCUCUGCAAAGGAAGGCUGGGUAGCCCUUCCCAUUACCAGAGUAACCUUACCCAAUUAUAGUAGGAAUAACACUGAGCAUAACUAUAUAGAAACAUGCGUAACCUUCAGGUAUGUAGUGUUGAAGUUCAUACUUCCAUUAUGAUGUUCAGCUUUAAAUUGAGUACACUGGUGAUUACCCUGCCUGACCAGCAGGUGUCACCAUGGCUCCUUAACUGACAAAUGGAAUUUUUAUACAGCAAAAUUUGGAGGGGAGGGGGAGACGAGGGGUAGACGAGACGAGAUUAAGAAUCAUGAAUGUUUUGAAAAUCAGUGCAAAUUAAAAUCUGCUUUUUUUCA